ACUCCCCAAGACAACCACCACUCGCUCACUCACCGAUAAAAGCCUUCCCCUCAAACCACAAAAAACCCUCCCAUCAGCAAAGAUGCAGUUCUCCACCAUCAUCGCCACCAUCUUCGUCGCGGCCACCGGUGCCGUUGCCCUCCCCGCCGAGGUCCAGGAGCGCCAGGUUCCCUACACUCCCUGCUCCGGCCUGUACGGCUCUGCUCAGUGCUGUGCGACCGACAUCCUCGGCCUCGCCAACCUCGACUGUGGCCAGCCCUCAGACGCCCCCGUCGAUGCCGACAACUUCUCCGAGAUCUGCGCCGCCAUCGGCCAGCGUGCUCGCUGCUGCGUCCUGCCCAUCCUUGACCAGGGUAUCCUCUGCAACACCCCCGCUGGUGUUACUCCGUAA
Molecule: messenger RNA, 391 nt
Organism: Pyricularia oryzae 70-15
Lineage: Eukaryota; Fungi; Ascomycota; Sordariomycetes; Magnaporthales; Pyriculariaceae
Product: hydrophobin
Exons: 2
Coding region: 83-391 (102 amino acids)
Cellular component (GO): extracellular region
Source: RefSeq, a predicted model, not a curated record